Messenger RNA from Hibiscus syriacus, 1115 nucleotides. Its product is annotated as protein DEHYDRATION-INDUCED 19 homolog 3-like. The transcript has 5 exons. The record is from RefSeq and is a predicted model, not a curated record. Lineage: Eukaryota; Viridiplantae; Streptophyta; Magnoliopsida; Malvales; Malvaceae. The coding region runs from base 143 to 808 and encodes 221 amino acids.
GUUCAUAAACCAGAAAGGCAGAAGAAGAAGAAGAAGAAGAAGAAGAAGAAAUACAAAGGAGAAUCUAAGAAGCAGCCGUGUUAGAUUCUUUUGCUUUCUUAAAGCAAACCCAGCUGCAGUUUACGGCGUUAUCUAAGUUUCAAUGGAGGAUGAUACUUGGAGCUUUGCGUUCUCAGUUUCACCUAGGAGCUAUCAAUCCACUCUUAAAUCCCAAAGUGAUCUUUUUAUUGAUUUUGAAGAGAUCGAAGAAGACGAUGAAUUGAUGACGGAAUACCCCUGCCCGUAUUGUUCGGAGGAUUUUGAUUUACUUGGCUUGUGCUGCCAUAUUGACGAAGAACAUCAUCUUGAAGCCGGCUAUGGGGUAUGUCCCGUUUGUGCUCAGAGAGUUGGGAUGAACAUGAUUGAUCACAUAACAAUGCAGCAUGGGAAUAUUUUCAAAAGUAACUACAAAUUAAAUUUUCAUAAAGGCGACUCUUAUUCAACUCUUUCUUCCUUGAGGAAGGAGUUGCAUGAUGCGCAUUAUCAAUCUCUUCUUUCCAGGUCAUGGUCUUCACUUUCUUCCUCCACCACAGGACCCGAUCCAUUGCUUUCAUUUCUUCAUAGUGCACCUCCUGCUGAUUCAUCCGGAAGUGUACAGCCUGCCUCUCCUACUGAAGUGACCUUGGAGGAAAAAGGCUCAAAUGAGAAAAUGUUAGAAAAAGAUGUUCACCCGUCACCAUUGUCAGAUAAGGAGCACUCAGAGAAGGCAAACAAGUGUGAGUUUGUACAAGGGCUAUUGUUAUCGACUAUUUUUUAUGGUGGCUUAUGAGCUAGGCAGAACAUAAUCGACGGUCCACAACCUCAAAUUUUAACAAACUGACCGUCAUCCACGUUCUUGCAUUGAACAUUCUGAUAGUUCAAUGUAGAAGCUAGGGAUAAAUCAAGAAUGUAAUGUAAUUUAUUUAAUAGGUUGAUGUUUCUCAAUUAAGACCUCAACAGAGUUCAAACUCCUGUAUUUCAUGUUUAAAGCAUAAGUUAAUAAAAGCCAUUAUUAGCUUUGUUUAAACCUUACAUUUGUUAGUUAAUCUGAAUGUAAAGCUUCAUAGGUAUUAAUAAAAUUUGAACACUUGCUUCAG